UGUUUUAAAAAAAUUAUUGUCAAUAAUUAAAAAAUAACUAAUGCAAAAAAAGGUUAGAAAACAAUCGACUUCAAUUUAUUGAAACUGCAAAACCUAAACUCCUACAAUUCCUCAUAUCACGUUCUUAUUUAAAAGAUAAAUCAUUUAAUCUAUAACUUCCAGUAAUGCCACGAUUUCAAUCAGUUUGAACUCUUUAUAUAACUUGCACCAACUAAUUCCAUCUCUCUUUUAUUUCCCGCCGUCUUAUCUUCUUCAUCUUCAUCUUCUUUGUUUUUGUUUUGAGCGUAGCAAAAAGUUCAUACAAGUUUAUGCCUUGCUUUUUUCAGAUUCAUUUUUUUCAAUUAAUACUCUCUGAUCCUUUUGAAGGUUUCAUGUUGAAGAUAAAACUCAAUAUACUAACAGAAAAACAGAGCUUAGUUCGACUGAGGUAACAACAAGUAUAUAUAUGAAGCGACUAUAUACAAAUUAGGUAUUUACAAAUCUAUUUAUUAUGGUUUAAUUAUUUUACAGAUAUGUUUUAUUAUAGAAAACAUAUUAGAUAUCUGUUUUUUUUUGUCUGAACAGAUCAGAAAUUUGUUUUUCUGGUGUCCACACAUAUAUUAUAAAUCUGUUUACGAGUCUUUUGUGUCACCUUAUGAGUCUAUUAUACACAAGAUAUAUCUCUUUUUCGUACAAAAUUAGAAGCGUUGCAUUCAAACACUGACCCAUAAAAAAUUGAAAACGUUAACACGAAAAUGGCUAACCGGUUUUAUGCUGAACUUCUAAUUUAGGUGUUCUGUUUAUCCAGUUCCAGAAAAUAUAACUAAUACAAUGUUUAUUUUGAUAAAAAUAACCAAAUAUUAAAAAGAAAUGUCCGCAGACACUGGUCCGUGUGUGUGUAGCAACUCUGAAUGAGGGAAGUGAGUUUUAUAAUAUGGAGUCUUGCAACUCUGAAUCAAAUCAGCGAGAGUUAUUAUGCUUUCAUUGAAGCUUCUUAAUUAGAUUAAAGAUUCUCGCUUUCUCAUUUUGCUGUGUUUUCAUAUGGUGGUGUGUUCAUAUGAAAAAUUUUCAGCAAAAUCACAAUUAAAAAAUAUAGCAUAAAUAUAUGUAUUGUUCAGUUUUGAAAUUACUAAAGUUUGCUGCAGCAUGUAUGGGAAAAAAUCUGAUUCAAAAAGAACAUAUGAGGGAUCAGAUAAAAUUUUGGAUAUAUAUGUUUUACAGUAAACUUGGCUAAGGUUGAACUUCAACACGAUGGAUUAGGUAAGUAAGAUAUGCACAACCUUUGACAUUUAGAAUUUAAAGUGAAAAUAUUUACUUUAUAGUCCUUAAAAAUAUUAGGGCCAUUAAUAAUUACACCAAAAAAGUUAGGGCCGUAAUCUUUAAUGCAAAAAAAAAAAUAUUUUUGACCAUAUAAUUUGAUGAAUGUGGGUUAGUCAAAAUCUUCUGUUAACUCAAAAAUAAAUUUUAAUUUCUAAAUAUUUUUCUGUAAUUAAUUUUGAAAUUUCUGAGGUUCUUGUUAUCGGAUAGUUGUAACAGUUAUCUAAAACAUUAAAAUAGUAUAUUUAGUUACAAUAGUAUUUUUCCUGAAAGAUUUUAAGUAAUAGUUAAAAAAACUGUAUUCUUUUUAAUAAUGCAAAAUAAAUUUUGUUGAUGAAAAAAAGCAAAAAAAAUUUGUAAACUUUUUAUUUUAUUUUUAAUGUAAAAAAUCAAACAAACUAUCAAAAUUAAUGUUGGUUUAUUUUUCUAUAAGUGUAUGCUUUCCAAAAACAAGUUAGGUAAUUAACCAUGAAAUGACAAUAGAAUUGUUAUUGUAAACUACAAGAAAAUAAAUAGCAGUAAAUUUAAUAGAUUCAUUGCAUCUAAAUUUACAUUAUGCUAAGUUAAGUAUUUGUAUUCUGUAUGAAAUUAGUGAAAACAUUUUAUGGAUCAAAUAAAGUAUUUUAAGUAUAUAAUACGUUUUAUGUACUUUUUUGAAAAUAAUACAAACAUGUAUCUAAUUUAUAAUGAUAUCAGACUUGUUGCUUUACCCCUUUCAACGGCUUUGAUUCAAAGCAAGCACCUCUAAUUUAUGUGCAACUGUUCAUAUACUAUUUCAAAAUGAGAAUUUAUUGUGAUUGAAAAUUAUGACAAAAAUCAUAACAUUUUAAAAAGGUAAAUUGAUCCGUGCUUAGCACGGGGGGUUAAUACUAGUAAGUUCUAAUCUAGGAUAUUUUUAGAAACUCUAUUACUUAGCUGUCAAACUAUAAGCGGUUGUAAUUAAAAAAAAUUAAAUUUACAUAUUUAAUAAAAAAUAAUAAACUAAUAUUAAUUUUUAUCAGAGAAACUUAAUUUGAGAACCUAAUUGAUAAGGUUGGUCUUAAAUAUGUGACAAAAUAAUAAAGCUGUCAUUAUUUAUUAAAUAUUUGACCAAAGAAUAAAAAUAUAUAAUUUCUAGUAUAGUCUAUUAAAAUUAAAAAAAAUGAAUCAAAAUUAAAUCUCCAAUGCUAAGAUUUAUAGAAGGGUAUUUCAAAAAUUAAAUAAUAGAAAUGGAAAGUAUAAAAGAGAAGUAAAAUAUUUUGGGGAAUAACUCAAAUGAAAACUCUUGAAAUACUUUCUAGAGAUAUUUGAAACCAUGUGUCAACAUAUUGAUUAUAUUAAUUCUUACAAAAAAAAAAACUAGUUAUUUAAGAUAUUCAUCUGAAGAUACUAAGAAUGUUCAAAGUGCCUUAUGGCAAAAUCGUAUUUUUUUAUGAGACGGAUUUCAUAGUAAUUAUAUUAUAACGUUCUUUUAAGUUCUUUUGAUAACAAAAGAUUUAUAAAUUCAAUAAGCAUCAAAAAUAAAUCAGUAAUGAAAAAACAAGAGAUAAUUCUUUAUGGAAAUAGAAAGUGGUUUAUAUUUGUUGACAAAAAGAAAGUUUUCUUCUAAAACUAGUUUAUAUAAGCGGCUUUUGUGUGUUCUAGGGUUCUAUCAUGGCAGCCAUGGAACCGUCACCAACACGUGACCUAGCUCACGACCAAAACUCUCCAAAAAACAUUCCAUUUGACUUAAUUUUUGAGAUACUCUCGAGACUUCCUGCCAAAUCCAUCAUCAGAUUCCUAUCAGUAUGCAAGCUCUGGUACUCUACCAUCCGUAGCAAAGAUCUCGCAGACUCUUUCCUGAUUCACUCAAAGACUCGACCACGUCUACUUUUCACCUUCAAGCACUUCGACUCCCGGAAACGUUUCAUCUUCUCAGCUCCUGAACACGGCACGGAGGAAAACUCAUCCACAGCCAGACACGACAUGACAAUGUCGGACCUCGUCUACUACAUCAAAUCUCUCCCUGUGAACGGCCUGAUAUGCUGCACGCGUGGUUCAUCGAUAGCCGUUUGUAAUCCCACCACCAGACAAAUCUUGAAACUGCCUGAUGUUACACUCAACGAAAGAGACAUGUACGCACGUCUCGGUUACGAUCCUGUCCAAGACCAGUACAAAGUCUUGUGUGUGAUGAUGCAUGACGGGUUUGACAGCCGCACAAAAGACAAUAUAGAGCAGGAGCAUUUCGUUUUCACAUUGGGAUGUCAACAACAAGAGUGGAGAAAGAUUGAGUUCAUCGACGUCGGAGAUCCUUACACGGAUGUCAAAGGAGGGAUUUGCAUCAGUGGUGGUAUAUAUUACGUAAUUGGACAUAAAAAGAUAGCUAGGUUCGAUGUUAGAUCCGAGAAGGUGGAGCUUAUUAACGCACCACAAGAAGAUAUGUUAAACGAAGAGGAUAUCAAAAAAGUAAUCGUUUACCAUAGCUCAGACGAUAUCACAACCAUAAACGCUCACUGUUGGACUCUUGUAAACCACCAAGGUAAGUUAGGAGGAACGGAUUAUAAGGAGUUCUAUCUUAUGCGUUUGUGGAUUCAUGAAGAGGAAGAUGAAUCAUGGAACAUCAUGACUUGCGAUGUGCCUACGGAGUGGGGAGAUUUGUUUAGAGACAAAGGACUGUCUUCUACGGGAGAUAUUCAUACAGGAGAAGUUAUGUUGGUGUCUGAUACGUUGGAGUCAUCUAAGCCUUUCACUGUUUACUAUUACGACAUGAUCAGAGAGAGUUUCAGAAGUGCAACAGUGGAAGGUAUCGCGGAUAGUGAGUUUAGACGUGGUAUCCACGGUUUUGGUAAGCGUAAUCGUGAUAUGUUGUGUUUUCCAGGUCACAUUGAGAAUAUCAUGUUCUUCUAACUCUAGUACUCUUGGUUGUUCAUGAGCUUCUCAUUUCUUUUAUUGAUCAUUUGCUUCUAGUUUUAAGGUUGGACCUAAGAUUUUGAGGCCAUAAACAUUUUAAUAAACUUUUUUUUACAA
Molecule: messenger RNA, 4281 nt
Organism: Brassica napus (rape)
Lineage: Eukaryota; Viridiplantae; Streptophyta; Magnoliopsida; Brassicales; Brassicaceae
Product: F-box protein At1g30790-like
Exons: 1
Coding region: 2929-4161 (410 amino acids)
Molecular function (GO): protein binding
Source: RefSeq, a predicted model, not a curated record